ACUCCGUGGACAUGACUGAGCACGCUGAGUGUUUGCGAAGUUCUCCAAAUUUGUCAACAUCAUCACUGUUUUGAUAACGCCUGAAUCGCCCUCUUUUAAAUAUAUAUACAGCUGCGUAUGUCAUUAGUUAUUUAUCCGAGUGUACCUACGUGCUUCUCUUACGCGACAUUACUGAAAGAAAGGAUCCCGUGAAAGAUGAUGGCUCUUGUUGCCCUAUUGGCUACUCUACUGAUGACAUCAUGCGUGACGUCACAGAGGGAACCCAAGACCCACCAAGGCACAACAGAGAACAUUCAAUCGGUGUUCACUGGACGAUGCUGGGACUAUGACGUCACCAAGUACAACAACAUUCUGCCCAGGGUUGACGCCGGUUGUAACGAGCUGUGGGACAAGUUCUUCGAUGCGUUCUCCUUCAGCUCACCGUGCGAUGUCCAAAAAGCUAACUACGACUCCUUUUACGCACUCGCAGACCAAAACCUGCCCGAGGACAAGGUGAUGUUCUGGUCCGGCGUGUACACGCUGUCUCACAGAUUUGCCGAGGCCGGACACAACUACGUCACUCUGGAAGACACGAUCAUUGGCUACCUGGUCAACUCGCUCGUCUGGUGUGGCCAGUUGACAAAGCCUGGAGUGAAUUAUACCGCGUGUCCGGAGUGGUCAGACUGCCCACUGGAGGCCAGUGAGAGCUUCUGGGCUGGUGCCUCAGCCACGUUCGCUAAACAAGCAAAGGGGAAAGUGACACUUAUGGUGGAUGGUUCCAACCCUGACAAGCCCGCGUACAGGAGAUCGAGUUUCUUCGGUAAACACGAGCUGCCCAGUAUGUCGGACGCUGUGAAUGAGGUACAUGUGCUGGUCACACACACCCUGGACAAGCCCAAAAU
Aplysia californica (California sea hare) is the source of this 881-nucleotide messenger RNA. RefSeq names its product ADP-ribosyl cyclase/cyclic ADP-ribose hydrolase. Gene Ontology annotation, cellular component: plasma membrane. The record is from RefSeq and is a predicted model, not a curated record. Lineage: Eukaryota; Metazoa; Mollusca; Gastropoda; Aplysiida; Aplysiidae. Gene Ontology annotation, biological process: positive regulation of B cell proliferation. Gene Ontology annotation, molecular function: NAD+ nucleosidase activity; phosphorus-oxygen lyase activity.